Folsomia candida is the source of this 2760-nucleotide messenger RNA. Its product is annotated as ABC transporter G family member 23-like. NCBI's taxonomy places the organism in Eukaryota, Metazoa, Arthropoda, Collembola, Entomobryomorpha, Isotomidae. Gene Ontology annotation, cellular component: membrane. The transcript is spliced from 15 exons. Gene Ontology annotation, molecular function: ABC-type transporter activity; ATP hydrolysis activity; ATP binding. The coding region runs from base 311 to 2329 and encodes 672 amino acids. The record is from RefSeq and is a predicted model, not a curated record.
AAAAAAUUGCGCAGUCUAACUUUAGCCCGACAGAAGAAACAUAUAUAAUAGUUACUUUUAGCACUACAGAUUAACCUGUAUGACAACCGUCAAUCUUCAGAAAUAUUCUGUUGCGUACCAAAUUACAUAUUUUUGUGUACAGAUUUUUAUCGCUUGAUUACGAAGCUAUUUUUAAAAAUAAUACUUUGCCUACGAAUUACACACAUUUAUUAGUCACGUGGUAAAAAAUCGUUACACAAUCGUUAUUUAUGUGGGUAAUUGCUAACCAAGAGGUUAACUUACAUCUUUAAAGAAGGAACAAAAUUCGAAAAUGGCAAUGAUAAUAAACAAUGGUUUCAAACAUUAUGGAAAAAGCGAAAUUGUUCUUGCCGGUGUUGAAAUGAAUGUCGACGUCGGAGAAAUCUACGGAUUAUUGGGCGCCAGUGGAUGCGGAAAAACGACCCUACUAAAAUGCAUCGUUGGAUUGCACCAGCUCGAUUAUGGCAGCGUCACGGUGUUUCAAAAAUCGAAUCCUGGUAAUCUUGGGCGUCUUUGUGGGUACAUGCCUCAGGAGUUCGCUCUGUUGGACACAUUAACGAUCGCAGAAACGCUGAAAUAUUUUGGAAUGCUUUACACCAUGACUUCGGUUGAGAUAAAGGAAAGAAUCGAAUUUCUCAUCGAAUUUCUGGAUUUGCCGGAAAUCAGUAAAUUAGUUCAAGCAUUAAGUGGUGGGCAAAAGAGGAGGGUGUCCUUGGCGGCGGCGAUGAUACACAAUCCCAAACUCCUCGUGCUCGACGAGCCUAGCGUCGGGUUGGAUUCUCUUUUAAGACAAAGGAUUUGGAAAUACCUAUACAAAAUUAGUCGUGAUCAUGGGACUAGCAUAAUAAUUUCGACACAUUACGUCGAGGAGACAAAAUUUUGCGACAGGGUGGGCAUCAUGCGGGGGGGUCGCCUUCUUGCAGAGGACAGCCCAAAUUCCCUACUCCGGACACACAAAACUCCAACCAUUGAGAAACUGGUUUUGAAAUUGUGUCAACACGACCAAAAAGUAUCGAACUUUACCAGAAACUUGCCGAGAUUUAAAUAUCUCAAAGAAGACGAUAUGCUGGAAGCUAUCGUCUUACCGAUGUCACAAGCUCAGAACAUGUCAAUAGAGGCCGCGUCUUCUAAUCUUACUUGGGACAAUGUAUCAAUAAUCUGGGCAUUAAUGUGCAAAUGGUUCCAUCGAAAUCGCAGGGAUUUAAGGAUGCAUUUGCUUCAACUUUGUCUUCCAACGUUAAUUGUGCUCGUAAUGCAACACGUGCUGGGUCCACAACCAAAACGCAUAAAACUAGGUUUGGUGCACAACUCAAACUUGAAUUUUACCGACGCCCCACAAAAAUUCUGUAGUGCAAACAGUUUGUCACAAGAAUGUCUUUCUAACGCGGGGAUUUGCAAUUUCGUUGAUAAAUUAGAUGAAGAUCAAUUCAUUUGGGUUCCUGUAAAUUCUUACGACGAGGGGCUCACAUACAUCAAGCAGGGCAAAACUACAGGACUCGUCGAGUUUCCGGAAAACUAUGUCACACACGUAAAAAACCGAAUGGCUCUUACAAAUUUCGCGGAUAAUGCGACCAUUCUUGGAUCCACGAUAUCAAUUCGAUUAGAUGAAACUGACCGGAUGUUGGCUUUUUGGAUGAGAAAGACAAUUUUUGAAAAGUACAUGAUUUACGCUGGAAAUAUAUUGUCAUCUUGUUCCCUUCCAAGCGAUGUUAGCCGACCUCCACUUCAUUUCCGUGCUAUCUACGGGGCAAUGUUUACUGUGGCACUGCCAAUCGCAGUCAUACACGUGGAGGACAAAAUUAGUGGACUUGUAGAUAGAGACAAUGUGGCCGGAGUGGGUUUUUGGCAUUACCUAAUUGCUACAUUUUUUACCCACAGUUUAACAAUUUUUAUUCAAGUUGGAGCACUUAUGGGAAUAGUGGCCGGCUUUUACGACAUGGUGAUUAAUGGUUCGUGGGUCGUAGCCUUGGGGUUGAUGUACAUGGCGUCAUUUGCGGGACUGUCAGUGGGAUUUCUCAUGAGCGCACUCUGGGAUGGACUUUUGGAAAACAUUUUAGUCCUUCUGUGCAUUUUACUUUCUAUGGUUUUUACAACAGGAAUUUACUGGCCUCUGGAAAUGAUGCCGUGGGCGUUUCGUCAACUGCUCAAGUGCUGGCCGACAACACUCAUGGUGGAAGCGAUGAGAUCAAUUUGUUCUAGAGGAUGGGGAAUUUCAAACGAAAUUGUUGCCGCAGGAUUUAUAUCAGGGGGUUGUUGGAUUUGUGUUUCCUUGCUCAUAACAAUGUUUGCAGGAAGAUGGAGACAUAAAUGAAAUGGGGGAAAUUGUACAUAUCUAAUUAGCUUGUGAUUAGAUAAAUAAUAAAGAAGUUAGUGAAACUAAUUUUAAAUUUAGAAGGUAGAAUUGGUAGAAAGUUAAAUUAAAUAUCUAUCGUCAAUCGUCAUUUGUCGAUGCCAUUGUUUGGUCUAAUAUCCAACACUGGCACAUUAAAUUUUAUAAUUAUACUCUUCAUACAAAGAGUGGUCUGAACCUUACAAAGAUCAGUCUGGAGAACUAAUCAAUUUAAAACAUUAAAUAUUAAACAGAUUAUCUGAAACCCGAAAUUAAAAUGUGUUAAAUUUAGUAAAAUUCGCUCGCAACGUUAAAAAUUAUAGAUAAAUUACAGUAAUCCAUACACUAUUUAUAUAUAAUGAAGUGAAGGAGUUUUUAUUACUAAAUAAAUUUGUUAAAAAACAUUUAGCAUA